This is a messenger RNA of Clunio marinus, 972 nucleotides long. The record is from the annotation of a GenBank genome assembly. NCBI's taxonomy places the organism in Eukaryota, Metazoa, Arthropoda, Insecta, Diptera, Chironomidae.
AUGUCACUGAGAUAUCUGAGAAACAUAAAACAACAACAUAAUCUCGAUUACUUUCAUCACAAGACUCAAAGUGACAUGAAAUUUCACAUCAUGAAAGUACUCAAUAUGCGUUCAGAGAACUCAACAUUGGAUAGAUACGUUUCAAGUCUUUUCAACCUUAACAAUCUCAAUCCCACGUACAUCUUCCGUCUUCCUGAUAAGAAAAAUCGAACUUUAGUGUUCCGCAAAAGUGACUUCACCACAGCCGUCUUUCCAAACAUCACCAACGUUAAUAAAUUUACGAAGUCAAGCGAAAGACUUCAAACAUCGUCAUCGAGUAAACAUCAAAUAAAGUUGAAGAACGACGACUUUCUUGACGAAUUGAAACAUGAAAGAAAUAUUUUCGAUAACAAUAUUUAUGAUGAUUAUGAAGAAAUGAAGAAAAUUGUCGAGGAAAAUGUUCGAUCGGAAAAAGAUUUUAUAAAGCUGAUGACAGAGCUCAAUGAAGAUUUAAAUGAAGAAGAUUAUCGGGAGAAAUAUCAUCAAAGUAUGAAUCAAAAGAAAAGUUCACAUAAAAAACCUUCCAAGACAAAUCAUAAAAUUGACGAAUGGGAAGAGUUUGGAUUGAAUGGUUGGAGUGGCGCGAUGGUUGAGACAAAGAAAGAAUUUCCCAAACGAGAAAAACCGAAAAGUUCAACAGCUUUGGCUACACUUUUCACUCCUUUUGAUCAACUUGGUCUUCUAAGGCCAAUUGAGACACAAUCAUCUGAAUCAUCACAAGAUGCUAAUAUUAAAAUGGAAGAGAUCUCAGAUCACCUUUCAUCAAUUCUUUUAAAAGAUGAACAAAUUUUAUUGAAUAAAACUGGAAGAUUACCGAACAAAUCACCACGAUGGCCGAUAACAACGACAAGAGAUCAACAUGGAGAUAACGACAUUUUUCUUGCGAGAGCAAAUAAUCCAUUUGGUCAUUCAACAAAAUGGAAGUAUAAGUGA